Molecule: messenger RNA, 1275 nt
Organism: Limulus polyphemus (Atlantic horseshoe crab)
Lineage: Eukaryota; Metazoa; Arthropoda; Merostomata; Xiphosura; Limulidae
Exons: 3
Source: RefSeq, a predicted model, not a curated record
GUUUUCUGAAGAGUUGGGACUAGAUUUAGAAGGAGACUCUGUUAGAAGGAGACAAAAUUCUCUGCUCCCAGCUGAUCAGGGAAGGAGUAAAGGUGAAUUAGGUACUGGUAGGAAGAGGAGCGGUGGACUUGAUUGGCUGGAAGGGUCCGGUAGUGACGUUGAAUACAAGCCGACACCGGCUGAUCAGGGAAGGAGUAAAGGUGAAUUAGGUACUAGUAGGAAAAGGAGCAGUGGACUUGAUUGGCUGGAAGGGUCCGGUAGUGACGUUGAAUACAAGCCGACACUGGAACGUGCUGGAUCAAGAGAUUCAGUGCCGACCUUAGAGAGAGAAACUAUGAGUAAUAAGGCUUCUGUUGGAACAAGGGGUGAACUGGACUGGUGUAGUGGAUCAGGUAGUGACAGUGAAUACAAGUCCAACUUGACCUCUGCUUCACGUAAACUAAAAGGGGCUAAUGAACUGACGGUGGAGAACAGAAGUGCAGGGGAUAAGCCAAUGAGUGAGAGGAGGAGGGGCAGUGGACUGGACUGGCUAGGUGGGUCUCGCAACGAAAGUGAACAUAUCACAUCUGGGUUAUUGGGUGGUUCUGGAAGACGGCGGGGCCGUCAACAGCCACAAACUGACUUGUUAGGCUUUGAAGGGGAAAUUAAUAGUCAGGUUUCAAAAACUGAAAAAACACCAUUUGCCCAAAAAGAUCAGCCAGUGGACUUGAUUGAAAGGCCCAGUUUUUUCCCGGGAGAACCAACCAAUAAAAAUUUUGGAGGUAUUAAACAAGAUGAAUCGUCUGGAAUAGAUAAAAAUCAAGUAAAACACAGUGAAGGGGAUGAUUGGUUACUUCUGAAGAAAAAGUUUGAAGCAAAUAAAAGUCCUGUUUCUCCAAAACUAGUCUCAAAAACUGCCUCGCCAAGUAAAUCAGAGGCCACUGGGAGUUCUCGACUUGUUCAGUUGUCUCCAGCAAAAAGUGUUGUGGGAAAACCUUUAAAUCAGGAACUUUCAGACCAUAGAGUAGAAGAUGUAGCAGUUGGUGCAUCACCGUAUGUGUCUACAGGAUUUAUUGCCACACCCACUGUGGUGAAUACCCCUCCUAAUCCAAUAGUACAAGCUAACCAUGUUGAACUUGAAGGCUUGCUAAAAAGUCUACAUUUAGAAAGAGAUCAACUAAUACAAAGUAUGGAGGCCAUGAGGACAAGAUAUCAAGAAGAAAUGAAUCAUCUUCAGUCUUUUUAUCAAAACCAGCAGAAGACGACAGACGAAACUUUUCAGCUGAAAGAAAUUAG